Messenger RNA from Cottoperca gobio, 8234 nucleotides. It is a transcript of the gene ttbk2a, whose product is annotated as tau tubulin kinase 2a. NCBI's taxonomy places the organism in Eukaryota, Metazoa, Chordata, Actinopteri, Perciformes, Bovichtidae. The record is from RefSeq and is a predicted model, not a curated record. Gene Ontology annotation, biological process: protein phosphorylation. Bases 463 to 4221 code for a protein of 1252 amino acids. Gene Ontology annotation, molecular function: ATP binding; protein kinase activity. The transcript has 16 exons.
CGCGAGCGAGCUUUUAAAGACCCCGUUGCGCGCGCCCGAGCUUGUUGCGAGGGGCGAUGGAAUCGGGGCCGCGUGCGCAGGAAGGCUGAUGACCAUCACAGAGUCGUCACGUCACGGAUCCGCAGCGACCGAUAGAGAUGCUGAGGUGACAGCAGGCAGAAGGAGAAAAGGGACGAUCACGCUCAGACAUAUUUCACCCUCCGCUUGUUUAUUUGUAUAACAAUCACAAACGCGACCGCCGCCAUCUCUUCUUCAUGGACUGCUCGCUCGCGAUGGGAUUCCGCUCGAUGUCGACCCCUCCGCCUCCAAACGUAGAGGAUUUGUUGUAACCACACCCGGCUGUUCUUUGGAUCAAGGAUUGGCAGCAAAGACCCGAGGGUUCUCCAUCAAUGCCCGUCCCAGUCUGAGGCUGCUGGUCGAGGGGGGAAGCAGUGAGGACAGCGUCCCUGGUCCACAGACGGGAUGAGCGGGGGAACGGAGCAAGCUGACAUCCUGAGCGUGCUCUCCCUGGUCAAGGAACGAUGGAAAGUGGUGAAGAAGAUUGGGGGCGGCGGCUUCGGGGAGAUCUACGAGGCGGUCGACCUGCUGACGCGGGUCAGCGUGGCGCUGAAGGUGGAGUCGGCCCAGCAGCCCAAACAGGUGCUCAAGAUGGAGGUCGCCGUGCUCAAGAAGCUCCAGGGUAAAGACCACGUGUGUCGCUUUGUGGGAUGUGGCCGCAACGACCGCUUUAACUACGUGGUGAUGGAGCUUCAGGGUCGUAACCUGGCUGACCUGAGGAGGAGUAUGACCCGGGGAACCUUCAGCAUCAGCACCACGCUGCGUCUGGGCCGUCAGAUCCUGGAGGCCAUCGAGAGCAUCCACUCUGUCGGCUUUCUGCAUCGUGACAUCAAACCGUCCAAUUUCGCAAUGGGUCGCUUCCCGAGCACGUGUCGAACCUGCUACAUGCUGGACUUUGGUUUAGCUCGUCAGUUCACCAACUCCUGCCAGGAGGUCCGACCUCCUCGUCCAGUGGCGGGGUUCAGGGGAACGGUCCGCUAUGCAUCUGUCAAUGCGCACAAGAAUAAGGAGAUGGGUCGUCACGAUGACCUGUGGUCUCUCUUCUACAUGCUGGUGGAGUUUCUGGUCGGUCAGUUGCCGUGGAGGAAGAUCAAGGACAAAGAACAUGUGGGGAAGCUGAAGGAUACUUACGACCAUCGUCUGAUGCUCAAACACCUGCCGGCAGAGUUUGGUGUGUUCUUGGAUCACAUCUCCAGCCUCGACUACUUCACGAAGCCCGACUACCAGCUGCUCAUGUCAGUGUUUGACAACAGCAUGAAAACCUACAAUGUCGUGGAGAAUGACCCUUAUGACUGGGAGCGGACCGGCACUGAUGGCACUUUGACGAUCAGUGCCAGUGCCACGACACCGCAGCAUCACACCCGCCUCACUCCGGCACACAUGGGUAUGGCGAAUGCCUCCCUGAUCCCUGGCGACAUGCUGAGGGAAAACACCGACGAGGUUCUGCAGGACGAGCAGCUCAGCGACGCGGAGAACAACCCCGCUCCGGACCGAAUGCCGGGCUCUCCCCUCCACCCGCUCCGCAACCAGGAGGCUGACGUCUGGGAGGAGUUGGACCGCAACCGCAACCGCAUCAGGACGGCAGUCUGGAAGGCAGAGGAGGAACACAGCAACAACCAGGGCAACCACGGACUCCAGAGCCCCUAUGCUGCGCCGAGCCUGGGCUCCCCGGUCAAACUGCACUCUGAGGUGGCGGCUUCAGACCGUGAUGGUCCUCUGCUGAGGAAGCUCCGCAACAUUCACAGUUUGGAUAUGGAGAGGAGGCUCAGCCUGGAGGCCAAGCCCAGUCAGGAUCGCUUCCUGGAGGCCGGUUCAGGGAAGCAGCAGCUUGGCACCCAGCAGCAGGAGACGGAGGUUGACGGGGCUGCAAUCAUCCCGGUAACUCAGGGUCAAGCUGUACCUGCCGGGGAGCGUCAUGACAGGGUCUGGCACUAUGAUGAGGAGUUCUUGUCUGGUGGUGGUUCUCCUAAACCAGCGUCCUGUGGAUCUCUGGAGCAUGGAGAGGGGGCAGCCAUUAGCGGGGGCUUUGUGGCCCUCAAUCUGAGCUCUGGGAGGCAGGAUAUUGACUCAAGGGAGUGGGUAAUGGUGGAGAGGCCCAACGGCUCUCCAGGAGCCAAGGCCACCACCUCGGAGGAGGACGAGGAGCCAGAGGUGCUCCAGCCAGGGGAUCAGUCUCCUGGAUGGGAAAAGGGCAAUCCAGGCCCUAACUCUGGCAAAGCAAGACAAGAAAGCAUGGCUUCCUCCAAGGGAAGUACAAAAGUGGACAAGUUGGAGCUUAGCAUGGGCCCUGUCGGGGCUCUGCCCACCGUCACUCCAACCAGCCCCGGUGAAGCUCUUGCUGAGGGAGUUCUCACGCAGCUCCCCACCUCUCCUCCAUCCCUGCCUGAGGAGGUCGCGAUCCGGACAUCCAGCCCCAUCCCUCUGCGCUCUCCCAGCCCUCACACACUCCUGACCACCUUGUCGGACCCAUUGCACCUGCGCCGGCCACUGGGCAUGAGGCGCAGCCAGUCUGUUGACCCGCAGCAGCAGGAGCGCCCCUCCUCUUCCUCCUCCUGCCACGCCUCCCUACCACUACCACAAUACCCUGCCCCCGGCACCCGCUCACCCAGUCGCAGGAAACUGCCCGCCAUCCCGGCGGGUGCUGCCAACGCCAAGUUUCCCUCUGUCAUACGCAUCACUCGUGCCCAGCUUCAGCAGUUGACGGCUCAGCGUCCCUUUGGGCUUUCCUCCCACUCAGGAUCAGACAGUGCUCCACAGUGCCUCCUGCUGGAGAGGCGUGGUGAAGCUGAAGCUGAGACUCAGCAGGUGCAGGAGCUCACAGCGGACAUCAGCUCCCCCCAGGACCACGUGCCCACCCAUCCAGGGACACCCACAGACCCACUGGCUGAGAUGCUGGUCAAUGGAAACAUCCACAAAAAACCUCAAAGCCCUGCGCCAAACCGUGUGUCUUCCCCUCACUCCCCCUGUUCUCCACACUCGCCUCCUCUGCACUCACCUUCCUCUCCUCGCUCCCCUCACUCUCCUCACUCUCCUCACUCUCCUCACUCUCCUCACUCUCCUCGCUCUCCUCGCAGCCCUGUGUUUGCCAAUGGCCACCUCUCCCCUACUGUUAACAGCCAAAGGGAUUUAAGUAUUGGAGCAUUCCCCAAGCUGAAAGACCCCGAGAACGAUUCUGGCCCGACUCCCUGGGCCACAGGGCCUCAGCUAAGGAGGGAGAGGAGCAGAGAAGUGAACCAUGCCGACGAUCAGACCAAUGGACCAGCCUCCUCCCCCCUGUCUGCCCCCCGUAAGGACCCCAGCCGGAGGCAAAGUCGCAUCCCAGUCCUGGAGCCCUCCAGCCUGCUGGAGCUCCCUCCUGCGGGGUCUGCCAAGGAGAAACUCCUGCAGAAGAAAGCUAACCACCAUGGCCCGGUCCCCUCUCCCACUGCCUCUCCAUCCCUCUCUGAUAGGCGUGGCCCCAUGGUGGCCUCCCUCGCCAGGGACCCGCUGUCCUCCACCUCUGACCGCUCUCAGGACGAGGACUCUCUUAUGGGCUCCCGCUCUGACCGCCAGGGAGACGACGCUCCUUCCCUCUCCUCCUCCUCCAGCCCUCUGUCCCGCAAGAGCCGGAUCCCUCGUCCCGUUCAUUCAGCUUCUUCUGCUGAGCAGCUGGCUGCCCAGUUCCUGCCGCGCCCGCCCCCUGGAAAGCCACCUUGCCGACCCACAGCGGAGGGCAGGCUUAGGCGAUAUCGAAUCCGAGCUGGCAGCAACAGUGACUCAGACCUCCUGACAUGCCUUGCUCAGCUGAUGCAUGGUUCCCGGGGCUCCCCCCUUCACCACCGCUCCUCAGCCCAGCAUGGGGGCUCCAGGAUGGGCAUCUGCAGCCUGACGAGCUCCCCCCACCACCACCGCAGCUCCAGCGCCUCCCCGCGCAGCUCCUCCUCCCUGCAGCGCUCCGUCAGCUCCUCGCCCUCCCGCCACGAGCACCGAGGUGGCGGGGGAGGGGGUUGCCUGGGACGCAGCCGCUCUCCUCCCAGCUUCUCUGGCUCGCCACCUCCCCGCCGCUUCUACACUCACCACCAGGAGACCUGCUGCAGCCGGCAGGCUCGCACGGGACCCUUCCACCUGUCCAGGGGGAAAAGCUGCAGCCGAGAUGGCAAGUGCUCCAGCAAGCUGGCCAGAUAGUUGCCCUCCAGGUUACGCUGCCACAGCAGAGAAUGGGAAGACUCUUAUAUCUUGAUAGUUUAGACUGCAGUCAGGAUAAAAGCCUGAGUCUUCCUGUAUAACUUUUCCCUUUUUACGCUGUCAGUCUGAACCUUACACGUCUCGCUGUUUCCUUCACCCCUUCUAUUUGCACACAGGGUUUGUCAUUCAUUUAUGUGCCCAGCUUUGUAGGAGUACUUUAGUAAUGCACUUCCAUAAAGUUGUCGGACUUGUGAGAGACAGAUUUGAAAAAGAAUGAUAAAAAAAAUCUGCGGCAAGAAACUUUUAGUCUCUUAAACUCCAAAAAUGCUGCUUCCUACAUUUCCCAUAAUGCAACUCAAUAGCAUAAGUGCCCACUUCUUUAAAAACCUUCUAGUUUAUAAUGAAGGUUUUCUGUUUAAAAGGUCUGAAGGCCAAUCUGACAUCCGCAGGUUGAAUAGCAUUCCUUAUAACGAGUAAACUGAGCCUCAUGUGUACAAUUGCUGGAGUAUCCCUUUAAGACGACUUAUUAGACGAGCCGUGUCGGGUCCUCAUUUUAUUUAUAUUAUUAUGUUGUAGUACAAAAUAAUGUAGCUGCAAAAUUAAACCGUGAUUUCCCAAUGCAGGCAGCACUAUAGUAUGUAAGUCCAUAGUUAGUUGGGCCAGUGGGCACAUAAAUAAAUCAGUUUCCUGUUUAUUCAUCUUCAUGCAUCCUGCACCACAAUAUAAUGAAACUUAUUUAUCUCCAGUAUUAAUGCACUUGGAUUACACUGAUGGAAUAUCAGUAUAGCUUAUCACAACUUAAUUAAAUAUUGGCCUGGGGUUGACUCAGUUAUCUCCUCUGCAUUUGGAGAUUGCAGGCAGGGUAUAAUAUUUACUUUAUGCUAUAUGUGAGUGCAUAAAGCCAAUAUUUGUGUACAGUUGUAUUUAUUGAGAUAUUUAUUUUGAUGCUUUAGCGAUGCUUAAGACUCCCACCCUCUUCUGUGUGAUAGUGGAUGUAUGGUUUUGUGUCACUCACAUUGGUGUUUAAAUGUUUCAAUCGAAAGGGAUAACUCCAAAGUGACCCUUCUUUAUACAAUCAAUCAUGUCAGGUGCGUGAGGACACACACCUUUUUGUGCCUACUGUGUUGCUUAGAGGGAAUCAAAAGAUGUUCCACUAGCUGAAGGGAUUACAAGUGCGGUAGUUUCUCAGUAGUAGCAGUAGUAAGCUUAAGCAACACAAGGUACAUUACUGAGUAAUGUUCAGACGCAGAUGUUUGUCUCAGCGUGUGCCUUGGCACUUUAGGCAGCUUGAGGAUUCACUUCGUUUGUAAAUUAGACAAAAAAGGGAGCCAAAAACAGACAGCGGUUAUAAGACGACCCUUUUCAGCAGUGUUCUUUUAAUGUAGAAAAGGUAGCAACACAAUUUGUUUGUAAAUCAAACAACAAUUUGAGCAACAGUUUGACUUGAGUAGCUUUUAUUUGUGAUGACAAAAAGGUGAAACCCGUCUUCAGCUGUCCUGCGUCUCGACACCAGGUCAGUGUUUGAGAAACAAAAUGUGAAUUUCAGACCUCAAACAACAUUUUGUCAAACGUUAUUGAAAAAUGGAGGCCAUAUGUAAAUAUAUUUCUCACACCAAAAUGAUGUUCCAUGCUUCCAUGUGCAAGAAUGUUUUUUUGUUUGUUUGUUUUGUGCCUCCUUGCGCUGGAGAAUGUCUUUUUUAUAUAAUGACAUACGGUAUGUUUGUGCACAAGGGAAAGGAAUCAGAGUAUUGUUUGUGUUUGAUUUAGUUAGGAUUCCUCACUGUAACGCUCCUCCACAACCUCCUCCCACUCCUCUGCUUGUAAGAUACUGUAAAAAAAAUAACUGCAGCUUCCUUCCAAUGCUACUCUUUGCAUGCUCAACAGAAAAACACAGAAUCAACUACUGAGUAAAAAGCUGCAUAGCACUUCCCACCUCACAGCAUUUUUCUUGUGAAGAUUUGAACCCAGCAGCAACUUUAUUACCUUUUGAAUCUAUAUAUUUUCUCUCACCCAUCUUCAAAUUCUUUCUACUAUUCCUCCCCCCCCACAUUAUAUAUAUAUAUGACUAGUUUUCUGCGCUUCCUGCACUUGCUGCACUUCCUGACUUGGGAUGAUUGUGUUGCUGGAAUAUGAUAGACUGUACUUUGUAUUAGUGCAACGAGCUGACGUGACACAAAAGAACUAACCAGAAAAAUAAGGAGAGUUUUAAGCACUUGUAUUGUGUAAUACAACACAUGAGUUUAAAGAUUUAAAGGGUUAGUUCAGACAUUUUGAAGUGGGGUUGUAUGAGGUAGUUCUCCAUAGUCGGUGUGUGUUAUCUACAGAAGAUGACGGUCGAGUUAUGGCAUGAGAAUGUAUCUUAGCCAAGGCCGACCGAGAAAUAUCAUUAUCAGUUUAAGUGUACGCUAUAGUUAGAAUAUUUUCACCACUUCACCUUGCUGUCAGAACUGAAGCCUUCUCUUCAAAGCCACCAGACUCCAUUGAAAAAAAACAGUAAUUUUGCCUUCUACUGUAGAUGAUACACUGACUAUGGUUCAGUACGUCAUACGUCCCACUUCAACAGCAGUCCUAACCUCUAUAACACAUGGCUGCACACAAAAAAAAUCACAUUGCCAAAUAUUUUGAUAGAUUCUUGCAGAUGUGGUUUGACGCGAGACGCGAGUGUGUAGAGAUUGAAUGGGCACAUUGCUUUGCAGAUGUAUAAAGUGUGCUGAUUCCUGCAGAUCUUGCAGAUACCCACGCUCGCCUCACAGAGCAGCUACGAUGACUCAUCCUGAAGGCAGACAGCGUUCAGUCAGUCAGUCGCCUUAAUGUCUCCUCUCUGCCCCUCUGUGCAUAGCGAGGGAUGACUGAGCCUUGUCUGUGUUGGAGAUCAUUCCACUAUUCGGCCAAGCCAAGCCUUCCUGUCACUUAUCCCUUUGUGUGGCACGUGCUACCAUGCCUGUCAGCGUGGUCAAUACAUCAACACUGAAAUCAAUGCUGUCAGACUCUUGAGCUUCAAACCGGAGAGCUCCAUGUUUUUCUGUGAGAACGCGCGGGGCCAUUUGUCGAUCGACUGGUGGAAAUGAAAAGCAUUUUCAGGGUGCAGUAUCCAAGGUGUGUUUGUUAGCGUGAUAACUGCGUGCCCUCCAACUGGGGCGUGCGAUUCCUACAUGUCGCCAGCAAUCAAUCUUUGAAUCCUCCCUCUUUCAACUCUUUCAGAUUUCAAGAUAUUUCAAGCUUUCAAAAAUUCAGAACGCUGUUGUGCAGACUUUUAAUAUAUACCUGUGAAAUAUAAAGUAAUUAUUUAAAUACAAAUAAUUAUUCUUAAACCGUAAUUUACAUGCUAACGGGCUUCAGUGGAAGGGAAGAACAGACACUAAACAGUGCUGCUGGUUUUAAAGGAUAAUCGUAUUUCUUCUCAUGCUUUUUUUAAAAUUAUGCACAUAAGUGGUGUGGCGUUGUAGUGCUAGUGUUACGAGAGAGAGAUUUUCUUUGUCGCUCUUUAAAGUGGCCUGCUCAUAGAAAGGUGUAUUUAUAGUAGAUUGCCAGGUGUUUGUGGUUACAGAUACCCAUAUGCCAGCAGAGCAAACCCAGAUGUUUUUGUUUUAUUUUGAAAGGUGAGAUGGAAACUAAUGAAAGCUUUGGUGUGCCCUGGUACACCUCUCAUGUCAUAACAUCGGAUUACUUGUUAGUAACUUAUAUAUACUUGACAGAAAUUAUUUAUUGUGACAUUUGCUAAUUUGCCCAUCCAUCAUUUUGACUUCAAUUGUCGGGAUUUUUUAAUGGUUGAUAUUUUUAUGUUGUAAUGUAUGUCAUGGUUUUGAAAUGUUACUGUACAGUUUCAAGGAAAGAAUGUAACAUGUGGGAGUUUUGCAUUGUAUAUAACUGUAAUUAUUUAUGUUUAUUCUAUCAUUUGUAUCAUAUCAAUGCCUUGUACAGUGUUUUUUUUUCCUUUCUUUUUUGAAAUUAUUUUGUAUUUUAUUUUUAUAAACUGGUUAUAAAUAAAAUACUCAUUCCGCAUGCAGACAUAA